AAUGCAAAUGCUUGGAGGUUUAUGAAUAUUCAUUCCUUUCCUUCUUAGAUAUUGCCUAAAUUUAUUCAAGUUCUUUUUAACUUUGUGUAAAUAUUCAUGAAGGGCUUGGUGCCAGGACCCAAUUGGCCAUGGUUGUUUGGGGUCAAUAUUAAUUAUUCAUUAUGCACACUUUUGACCUAGAGGGGAUACCCCAACAUGAGGAGCAGUGAACCUCAAGUUUAACCUUUCAGCUUAUUUGCAUAAUCUUGGGGGUAAGUGUAUCAUAACAAAGGAUCAGGGUGUCGGCUCAUAGACUGUAGAUAGAAGUGUGUGUGAAGUAUAUGAGAAAGGAUAGUGGGAAGAAUUCAGUUGAGUCUCCAGUGGUGAAGAGUACAUGCCAUUUUAUUCUGCUGCUCUGCUGUUAUGCUGCUAUUUGUACAUAUAUAGGUACAAGCUGUUCCUUAAAUAAUAUUAAGUGAACAUUUUCUGCGAGCCAGAAUAUAUUUUUGCAGCCAGUUUAAAUUGAUGCCAGCUGAGUGCGGAGGGUGUGAUUUACCCACCCAAUAUUGAACUUUGGCAACAAGGGAGACAGGUUGGACGACCCGAUCAACAACCAUGGCCUUUAUGGGAGUGUGAAGGGCGGGCGCAAGAAGACGCACCCAAGUGUAACUUUCAGUUGUGUUAUAUGAACAUCCCACCCCUGCAUGGAGUGGAAGUGAGACGACGUGAGUCAGAGUUGUACGGCGAGGGGGAACGUACGCCCACCAUCGUGAGAGAGGAUUCGCUGGAUGGGCAAGUUUCGAGUAUACAGCAAAGAGUGAACUGUGAACAAUAGUAAUAAUUCCCCUCGGCCAAGUAAUUUAUUGCGAGUAAAGUGGGCGUCCCAAGGUGUGGGGACAGACGACAAAAGGAAGUCAACGAGGAGACAUUUUAGUUUUGGGAAGUGAUAAACGAGAUAUUUUGAAGAACGGUGGUGGGGGAUAUUCAUCCUCAGUUGGGAAUUUAUUUAACGCACUUAAGUUUGUAUUGAGAAUACUCCUGUGGGAACAAGGUGCUCUUUUUUUCUUUAAUUGUAGAGCCUAAGUGGGGCUUAAGAUAAUCGUGGGGUUUUACUCGAGCUCGAGGGAGAUUUGGGGAUUGUAAUUAGUUAAAUACGCAAGUGUAUAUAGAUUGAUUGGUGCGGGAAUUGAUUUGUUUUAUAAUAAAGUAUAGUACCAAUGCAAGAAAUUGUCUUUCACGUAUUAUUUAUUGUAGUUUGAAUUCGGGAGGCGGAUCGGUUACCCUGUGUUCUGACAAUUUGGGGGCUUGUCCGGGAGUUGAAAUUAACACACCAGAACAAAAACCGGUUCCACGAGUUCACGCAUUACAAUGAGUGAUAUGAGAUUUACUAUUUGUUUACUGUAUUUGAAUAAGUGAGAUGUGAUUAAUAUUAAAGUGUUUUAAGAUUUUUCUCUCGUUACAGAUCGAUGCAUCUAACCUGUCUCACACGUCAGCCAAAGUUAGUUCCAACUAAUGCGUUGCUGCUGCUGCUUUUAGCUGCGUUCGUAUGCAUAGGCGAGCGGUGUGUGAACGCAUCCACCAUGGAUAAGUGGCUAGAGCUAGGUAAAGAUAUAGGUCUGACGGGGCAAGGUUUGCUAGAUUUUGUGAGAGAAAGAGAAGCAAUAGCCAGAGAGGAGAGAGUGAAGAUGCUAGAACUUAGAAGGUACGAAAAAGAGAUAGUGGAGACACAAUUACAGGUGAAACAGCUGGAAGCACAAACCGGUCAGGUACAUGUAAGUAACACUAGUGAGGAUAAGAAACCCAAAAAUGUUUGUAGGACACCCAAACUGCCUAUUUUUCAUGAUGAAAAAGACGAUUUGGAUGCUUACAUUCACAGAUUUGAGAGGUACGCCUCAGCUGCAGGAUGGAAGAAGGAAGACUGGGCUGUUAACCUAAGUGCUUUACUAACAGGGAAGGCCUUAUUCACUUAUACUAGACUCGGGGGACACGAAGCCAAUGAUUACAAUGCUGUCAAGUCUGCUCUUUUUAAACAGUACAAUUUGACUGAAGAUGGGUUUAGAGCCAAACUCCGAGCAGCUAGACCAGAGCAGGUUGAAUCUGCCAUACAAUUUGCGGCACGUAUAGAGAACUAUUUUGAUAGGUGGAUAGAUUUAGCUGGUAUUGUAGAAAAUUAUGCUGAUCUAAGGAAUCUAAUCUUGCAAGAACAGUUUAUUUAUGGUUGUGGUCAGGAUCUUGCUAUCUUUUUGAAGGAAAGGAAGCCAGAGGCUCUGGACGACAUGGCUAAGUUAGCAGAGAAGUUCGUCGAGGCAAGGGGCUCUACCUUCGGCAGAGUUAACCAACAGAUGCCACAAAGACAGUCGUUCCAACACCCACAGACCAGAGUAAGGAAACCAGAAGUGGCUAACCAUCCGCAACAGAAAGAACGGGCUCCAAGUUCUUAUCAACAUCAGCAACAACGACCAGCAUUUCAACCCUUCACCGAGAGGACUUGUUACAUAUGUCAAAAGAAGGGGCACAUUGCAAAGGAUUGCAGGUAUCGGCCAGCCCAGGUGACUAGAGCAUCAAGCAUGUUAACAAGGGAAGAUGGCGACCAACCACAAGAGGCCAAUGAAGAAUCUCCGCAGAUUGACUCAAAUGGUAAGUGCUCCUGUAGCUGUAAGACUAAGAGUUUAGCUGAAACAGUUGCCUGCAUGGUUACCAAUAGAACAAGCGAUCUCCAAAACUGUUGUCGACAAGAUGAUCAAGUGAUUUUACAAUGUGGUCAUACUCUCCCUAUCAUGAGUGCUGCUUGUCGUGAUCAAGGACAGUUGGGCAUGCCUGUCAAGACUGGUAAAAUAGGAAAUACCAAAGUGUCCGUCCUUAGAGAUAGUGGGUGCAGUGGGAUUGUUGUAAGACGCUCUUUAAUAUCUGAUGAUCAACUUACAGGAGAACAGAGGGUUUGCGUUCUGAUUGAUGGUACAGUCAGGAAAGUACCGGUUGCUGAUAUUAAUGUAAACACUCCUUUUUUCACUGGCAGAGUAAAGGCUCUUUGUAUGCAGAACCCUGUGUAUGAUCUAAUCCUGGGUAAUAUCACAGGUGCCCGUGAACCAUCUGAUCCCGAUCCCAGCUGGAAAGGAGAUACAGGAGAUCGAGUUGAGAAGGUUAGCAUCAAUCAUCACCACGAAAUCACCUCAGCUGUUCAAACCAGGGCUCAACAUGAGAGAGAGGGUAAGCCUAGAAAAUGUCUGAAGGUGCCUAGUACUUUGACCGAGUUAGUUACUACCAAAGAGCUUCAAGAAGAGCAACAGAAGGAUGAGAGUCUUAAGCGGUGUAGGGAACUCGUUACGGAAGGCCAACAGAAAGUGACCAAGCAAGGCAACACAUCAAAUUUCCUCAUGCAUAAGGGUAUCAUGUAUAGAAAAUUUCAAUCUCCUAGAGUUGAGCAUAAUAACAUCUUUCACCAAGUUGUUGUUCCUUUAAGAUUUCGAGUACAAGUCAUGAAGCUGGCACACGAGUCCCUUCUUGGUGGACACCAAGGUGUGCAGCAAACUACAGACAGAGUCAUGACCAAUUUCUUCUGGCCUGGCGUUCAAUCUGACCUCAAACGAUUCAUCCGAUCUUGUGACAUAUGUCAACGCACCUUUCCCAAAGGAAGAGUUACACGAGUUCCACUUGGUGAUAUGCCCCUCAUCGAAACACCCUUCCAGAGAGUAGCAGUUGAUAUUGUCGGACCGAUCUUUCCAUCUACAGAUAAAGGUAAUCGUUACAUACUCACUAUUGUUGACUACGCAACCAGGUACCCAGAGGCAGUGGCAAUGAAGAACAUUGAAACAACUACAGUGGCCGAAGCACUAGUUGAGGUGUUUAGUCGUGUGGGUGUUCCAAGGGAAGUGUUAAGCGACCAAGGGACCCAAUUCACUUCAAGCCUGAUGCGUGAGGUCAGCAGACUACUAUCUAUCAAGCAGUUGACAACCACACCCUACCACCCAGCCUGCAAUGGAUUGGUCGAGCGCUUCAAUGGUACUCUAAAGCAGAUGCUACGAAGGAUGUCCGCUGAAAGACCAAAGGAUUGGGACAGGUAUCUUGCAGCACUACUCUUUGCAUACCGAGAAGCACCGCAGGCAAGUUUAGGUUUUGCGCCAUUUGAACUGAUCUACGGUAGAACAGUGCGGGGGCCAAUGUCUAUUUUGAAGGAAUUGUGGACGGGUCAAGUUGAAGAGCCUGAAGUCAGAACCACGUACCAGUAUGUGUUAGACCUAAGAGAACGACUCGAAAACACCUGUAAGAUGGCACACGAACAGCUGAAGAAAGCCAAAGUACGACAGAAAAAGUACUACAACCAGAAAAGCAAGGACAGAAAUUUCACAGUCGGAGAUUAUGUACUUCUCCUUCUACCCACGGACUCAAACAAGCUUCUUCUACAAUGGAAGGGUCCUUUCCCAAUUGUAGCCAAAGUAAGUCGUACAGAUUACCAGAUUAAUAUCGGGGAUAAAGUUCGUACAUUCCAUGCUAACCUCCUUAAGCUUUAUGUCCACCGUGAAUCCCAGACGCAGAAGCCAGACGUCGAUCAGAAGAGUGAGUCAGUUGUAGUCAAUGCAGCAUUGGUCGAUGAUGAACCACACAGUCAAGAGGAACCAGCAUCGGAUGAACUCCUUCUGUCUCCAGCAUUAACACCCAAAGAAACAACGGCAGAUGUAGAGGUAAGCAAUGAGUUAACCCCUAGUCAGUCAGUAGAAGUAGAGGAAUUGUUGUCCCAGUUCUCAGAUGUACUCACUGAUAUGCCGGGCAGAACUACCCUAGGAGAACACGAGAUUAGACUUACUUCUGAUGAACCAGUCAGACUCAAACCAUACCCCUUAGCCUUUGCACUUCGAGACACUGUCAAAAAUGAGAUUUCAGAGAUGCAGAAGUUAGGUGUCAUUGAACCAUGUGACUCUCCCUAUUCAUCUCCCAUUGUGCUAGUGACCAAGAAAGAUAAGAGUAUGAGAUUUUGCAUUGAUUUUCGAGCAUUGAAUAGGAUUACAGUCUUCGAUGCAGAACCAAUACCAGACCAAGACGAAAUUUUUGCCAAACUCUCACAGGACAAGUACUUUAGUAAGCUAGACUUAACCAAAGGAUACUGGCAAGUGCCAUUAAAGAUGGAAUCUAGACCAGCUACAUCUUUCAUAACCCCCCAUGGUUUGUUUCAAUUUUGUGUUAUGCCUUUUGGGCUUGUAAAUGCUCCUGCUACUUUCAGCCGAAUCAUGAGAAGGAUGCUCCAAGGCCUCAAGAACACCGAUAACUUCAUCGAUGACAUACUAGUCCACACCACUACCUGGGAGGAUCAUCUAGAGGCAUUAACGGAACUCUUCCAUCGACUAAGGUCCGGAGGACUAAAUGCAAAACCCAGCAAGUGCAAAAUUGGUUUCCAGUCUCUCGAUUUCUUGGGUCAUGUGGUGAGUAACAGUCUAAUGAAGCCCCAACCCGACAAGUUGCAAAGCAUUAGAGACGCCAAACAACCUGAGACUAAGAAACAGUUGCGUUCCUUCCUUGGACUGGCUGGAUACUACCGCCGCUUCAUCCCAAAUUUUGCCGCCAUAGCAGUCCCCUUGACGGAUCUGACGAAGAAGAAGGAGCCGAACCAGAUUAAGUGGGGAGACAACCAGGAGAGGUCCUUCAGUACUUUGAAGAAUAAAAUCACCGUAGCUCCAAUCUUGCAACUUCCAGAUUGCUCUAAGUCAUUCACUCUUCGUACUGACGCGUCCAAUAUGGGUAUUGGCGCAGUUCUCCUUCAAGAACGAGAUGAGGAAGAUGGUCUGUUUCCAGUAGCCUAUGCAAGCCGAAAGCUGCUACAGAGGGAAAAGGCCUACGCAACCAUCGAGAAGGAAUGUUUAGCAGUCAUAUGGGGUAUACAGAAAUUUGACACAUAUCUCUACGGGCAAGAAUUUCUGCUACAAACUGACCACCAGUCCCUGAUUUAUUUGCAACGGGCCAAGAUGGCCAACUCAAGAGUGAUGCGCUGGGCGUUGGCCCUUCAACCCUAUAGGUUCAGGAUUGAGUCAAUCAAGGGAGUUGAUAACGUCGGGGCUGAUUUUCUGAGUCGGAAUAGUACAGUAGAUUAAGGUGACCUGAAAAGGUAAGAAUCCUCAUAUCAAGAAACUGAUUUGGUUUUGUUGUUUUUUUUUAUCUGUAUAAUAAUUCUAUAACAUGUGGAAAAUGUACUUUGCCCUCGCAAAUACAUUUUUUUUUAAGGAGGGAGUGAAAUGUCACAGAAAAAUGCAAAUGCUUGGAGGUUUAUGAAUAUUCAUUCCUUUCCUUCUUAGAUAUUGCCUAAAUUUAUUCAAGUUCUUUUUAACUUUGUGUAAAUAUUCAUGAAGGGCUUGGUGCCAGGACCCAAUUGGCCAUGGUUGUUUGGGGUCAAUAUUAAUUAUUCAUUAUGCACACUUUUGACCUAGAGGGGAUACCCCAACAUGAGGAGCAGUGAACCUCAAGUUUAACCUUUCAGCUUAUUUGCAUAAUCUUGGGGGUAAGUGUAUCAUAACAAAGGAUCAGGGUGUCGGCUCAUAGACUGUAGAUAGAAGUGUGUGUGAAGUAUAUGAGAAAGGAUAGUGGGAAGAAUUCAGUUGAGUCUCCAGUGGUGAAGAGUACAUGCCAUUUUAUUCUGCUGCUCUGCUGUUAUGCUGCUAUUUGUACAUAUAUAGGUACAAGCUGUUCC
Molecule: messenger RNA, 6652 nt
Organism: Asterias rubens (European starfish)
Lineage: Eukaryota; Metazoa; Echinodermata; Asteroidea; Forcipulatida; Asteriidae
Exons: 2
Coding region: 1446-6059 (1537 amino acids)
Biological process (GO): DNA integration
Molecular function (GO): zinc ion binding; nucleic acid binding
Source: RefSeq, a predicted model, not a curated record